AUGGAAUCAAGUGUUUUGGCUGCAGCUAAAUGCGAUGACUUUAUUAUUGAGGAAGUUCUUAGCUCAGAAAUUGGUGGACUAGUGGUGGUUGCUCGGUGUACAAGAGAAGGUCUUCAAAACCCGAACAAAAAGUAUGCAUUAAAAUUGCUGUAUAAUUUCUGCAAUGAACAGUCAUCUACUGUCCGGAAUGUGUUUGAGAAUGAAUGGCUGGUUUUAUCUCAAUCUCUCCCGCAUCCUAAUGUGAUACAAUUCUGGACUCAAUUUGUGGAUGCCGUUGGUAACAACUUUGCUGCUCAUCUGCCUGAUCAGAUAAGGAAACAGGCUGUUUAUCACGACUCUCGAAGAAAGCAGCUAAUUCGUCGUAAAGCCCAGUUCAUAGUGCUUGAUUAUCAUGCAAAAACCAUGAGGGAACACAUAGACAAGCAAGCAUUACCUUUGUCGUAUGAUCUUGCAAGAAACUAUACUCUGCAGCUUCUAGAAAGUGCUUACCAUUUGUUUAAACAAAGAAUUGUUCAUCUGGAUUUGACUCUAGACAAUAUUCUGCUUUCAACAGAUGGUAGACUUAUAAUCAGUGACUUUGGGCACGCAGAACUAUUGCCACAGACAUCGGACUGCAUGCCUGUGCAGAGAGGAGAAUGUUUGGGUGGAAAUCGUGCCUACCUUGCACCUGAGGUUUUGACCUUGUACCAGAAACGAAGAACUGGCUCAUGUAGUGAAGAAUUAAGCUUUGACUACAGCAAGCAAAUUGCAUGGGCUGUCGGCUGCUUGAUUUACGAAAUGGUGGAAGGAACCCAUCCACUUCCAGAUUACCCAUUAGGGUAUGGCAAACCUGACUGCAUUGUCUUUUCUAUGGAACAACUUCCUCAUUUGCCAGCUCAUUAUCCAACUGUUUUUCGAUCAACUGUUUUAAAGCUUAUGGACUCUGAUCCAACGCAACGGAUGUCUCUCGCAGAAGCUCAAGUCAUUCUUCAAGGCCACGCACACGGUCUUCCAAGUGCAGGUGAAUCUGAUGUAGAAAAUCUUCAGCAACGCCUGCAGUUGGUUUUGAGAGAGCGUGACCUAUUGGUAGCUCAACUGAAGGCUGAGAGAGACGGUGCUGUACAAGAGUUAAAGACAAUGGCUGAACAAUGCAAGUUUGUUGCCAGCGAAUUUGAUGCCAUGGCUGAACAAUGCGAAGCGGCUCUAACAGAUAAAGAGGUGUUGGCUAAAGAGAGGGAUGAAGCUGUUAGAGCAAACUUGGUUGCCAUAGAGGUGAAUGCUGAGUUGAGAGAUCAACUGGUUAGCGUUUCAUCGGAAAGAGAUCUAUUCAAAUGGCAAAUCAAUGAUCUGAAAAGACGAAAUAUGAUUGCUUCGUCAGAAGUACUAAGAGAAUGCACUCGUUGUCGAAAGUUUUACGUUGAUUCUGAAACGAACGAAAACCUAUGUCAGUGGCACCCAGGGAAGGUAAGCUUGUGCAUGGCCUCAUAGAAAUUGUUUAUAUUAAUGUACUUUUAUUUUCUAUUGCCUGUUCAUUCGUAUGCGAUCGAUUACAGCACGUAUGUCAUCUUUUGCAUUCACUGUUGUUUAUGUAUAAUAUAAUAUUGUAUUUUUGGUUUUUCGAUGCAUCAUCAACCAUUGGCUUACUGUUUCUUUUAUGGCCCCAUCAACUACAGAUUGUAAGUAAUCUAUUUCUAUCUUCCCUACGAUUGACUGAAUAUAUUGCUUUGUUGGUUUAUUCCAUGAUUUCAUAUGUUUCGGUCUCUACAGUUUGUAAGUUGAGACAUGUUGUCUUUGCUUUUGAACGUAUAUAACUAAAUGUACUUUUUCUAUGUAUCUUGUUGAACUCUUUCAACUUCCAACAAAUUUCAAUCCUAGAAUGUAAGUAUUCAUUUUUUAAACUACACAGCAUUUGCUUAAACAUGUAUUGUGUUUCAACUUUAUUUCUCGUCUACUAUUCUUGCUGGAACCUACAUAGCGGUGGAGCUGCUGCUAUGAACAAAACAGAGUAUCUGUAGGAUGUUAUCAGGGUCCACACAGCCCCCUCCAAACAUCUCAGGAGCAGAAAUCAUCACCAGUGAUGGGUUCUGCUUCGCAGAGAAAGUGAAUGGCUUUGGAACAGUGUUACUAGCAAGUUGUUGCAAGUAGCUAUAGAUGGUGGAUCAGUACUACAGUUUAGUGAUAUCUUGCCAUAGUUGAGGACACACUCACAACUUAACUCUCAACUCCAUAGUCCAUGCUCAUUGUUAGUACAACUAACUCUAUUUAUAGUAAUUCAAUAAGUCGGUUGAAAUCAAUUGAGAAACUCCCGGAUAAAUAUUUUAA
This is a messenger RNA of Corticium candelabrum, 2301 nucleotides long. Its product is annotated as serine/threonine-protein kinase 32A-like. Gene Ontology annotation, cellular component: cytoplasm. Gene Ontology annotation, molecular function: ATP binding; protein serine/threonine kinase activity. Gene Ontology annotation, biological process: peptidyl-serine phosphorylation; regulation of autophagy. The record is from RefSeq and is a predicted model, not a curated record. Bases 1 to 1467 code for a protein of 488 amino acids. The transcript has 9 exons. NCBI's taxonomy places the organism in Eukaryota, Metazoa, Porifera, Homoscleromorpha, Homosclerophorida, Plakinidae.